GAGAAAUUCUGUCGGAGUCACCUCUGCUGGGCACAGGGAGAGGCAGGGAAAACUCAGAAGGCGCCACUGGCAACGAAGACUGGAGUUGCCUUGGAGGAGGGCAGGAGCUGGGUAGAAGGGUUGGAGCUUUGGCCAAGCGCACUUGCAAGAUCAGAGGGGACGCCUGGAAGGAGACUAUCUGGCGGUCGCAGGGUGCAACGCUUCCCCGCCCGGGCGGAGCGAGGCUCAGACAGCACCCUGCCGCGGUGGUCCCAGCCUGCGCGCCCCUGUGCCCGCGCGCGUCUGUCUCUGCGCUCUGGGAACCGGGUCCUAGCACCGCAGACUUCCCAUCCCUCGCCCGCCCUUUCCGUCUUUCUUCUCAACGCGCCCAUAGACAAUGGAUGGCAACUCCCUGCUCUCCACGCCAAGCGAGUUGGAGUCACCCCUGAUGUAUGAGGUUCCGGAACUGCAGCAGGGCAGCGCCAGCGGCAGCUUGGGAAGUAGCUUGGGUAGCUCCAUCACUGCGUGUAAGAAGGUUCUCCGCAGCAACAGCCUGCUGGAAUCUACAGACUACUGGCUGCAGAAUCAGAGGACGCCCUGCCAAAUUGGUUUUGUGGAAGACAAGUCUGAAAACUGCGCUUCUGUGUGCUUUGUGAACCUGGAUGUGAACAAGGACGCAUGCAGUACAGAGCACCUGCAGCAGAAAUUGGGCAAUGUCUCACCAGAUCUUCCAAAAUUUAUAAGCUCCAUGAAUGUCCAAAAGCCAAAAGAAAAUGAAAUUGUCCUCCUAAGUGGGUUAACAUCUGGAAAUCUCCAGGCAGAUUUUGAAGUUUCACAGUGUCCUUGGUUGUCAGAUAUCUGCUUGGUCCAGUGUGCAAGAGGGAACAGACCAAACAGUACCAACUGCAUCAUCUUUGAAAUCAACAAAUUUUUGAUUGGUCUGGAACUGGUGCAGGAGCGGCAGCUCCACCUGGGAACAAACGUCUUAAAAGUGGAGGAUGACACAAAUUGUUCCUUGUCUUCAAUUGAAGAAGACUUUCUCACCGCAUCCGAGCACUUGGAGGAGGAAAGUGAGGUGGAAGAAUGCAGGAACGGUUAUGAAAAUAUAAAUGUCUCAGACAAUGUUUUGGAAAAUAAAAAGCCAAAGGAAGCCACUCAGGAGGAAUGGAAUUACAAAAAGGAAAAGUUACUUUAUGCUUUGGAAGAUAAAUAUGUUAGCAAAUAUCAUACACUGUUGAUUAAAACAGAAGGAUCUCUGGGAAAAGUGGCAGAAGAUACAGGUUUGCAGAGUCUAGAUCCCUCAACCAAGCCAUCAGAGUGGAAAGGUGAAGUUGUGGGGAAUGAUAAGCCAACCACAAGUUAUUAUUAUUCAGAAAAUUUUAAAGGUCAAGAGGGAAAAUCACAGGCACUAUGUAUUCCAGGCAAUGCUUAUUUCUCAGGGAUGGUUAAGAGAGAUGGACAUUCUGCAUGUGGUACUUUCUCUGAGCAUGACAUCAGUUUAGACCCAGGAGACCAUGAAGAUGGCACAAACUCCAUUCUUCCCAUAAAAGAUGGAGAAGCCACAACCGGCGAGUAUGCUACGAAUUUAGCAGAAUCUGUGCUGCAAGAUGCAUUUAUUCGAUUAUCUCAGUCUCAGCCUACCCUACCCCAGGAAUCUGCAGUCAGUGUUUCUGUAGGAAGUGCGCUGCUCGCCAGUGGUUGCUCCACAGAAGAUAUCGGGGUCCCUCGGUCAUGGAAUGAGCUCCCCCAAAUUGUCAUUGUUGAGAGUCCAGAAGGCAGCGAUGCUGGCCCUGAGCCAGGUAUCUCCUCGUGGCCCAAGACAGAAGCCUCACUUGAAACUUCAGGCAUCCUCUCUGGAGAGAACUCCAGCAAACACCCCCAGAGUGCUCUAGAAGUAGCAUUAGCCUGUGCAGCCACUGUGAUUGGAACCAUUUCCAGUCCACAGGCCACAGAAAGAUUCAAAAUGGAGCAAGAAUCCCUGGUUUCAAACCAUCCACUGGGAGGAAAUGAAGCAGUGCAAGCUCAGUCAUCUCAAGUAUUCAAGGAACACUCCAUCAGCAAAUAUUCCUUUCCAUCUGCUCUGUGUGGCAUGACUCAGGUGGCAAGUGCUGUUGCUGUCUGUGGCGUGGGUGAAACAGGAGAGGUGAAGUGCCCUGUGGCUUCAAGUGGCUUCUUGUCUGCAGCUGAGGUUUCUGCAGCAGUGCCCCCACUUUGUGGUUCAGUGACCGGGAAGAGCAUGGAGCUGGGGAAUGAAGUCAUUGCAGAGGCAUUGCUCAAGGAGGCCACUCUGGUCUUAACGAGACCUAAUGCCUACAGCAGCAUUGGAGACCUCAUGGAAUCAAUGAAUAGGAGAAUCGUAGAAACUGUUUCAAAGCCUCAGACCCUGUGCUCAGAAAAUGUCCUUGGGAAUGAACUGGCACAGACCCUGUCCAAUGUUAUCCUGAAGCAUUCCAUUGAUGAAGUUCACCAGAAAAAUAAAAUAAUCGACCCCAACGAUGGCAGGCACUCAUCUGAAACCCUGGACACCUUAAUGGAAAGUACAAAUCAGCUGCUCUUCAGUGUGAUAUGCUUCACUUUCAAGAAGAUAAGCCACCUUGUACAGCUUGGUGAACAUCCCACCAUCCUUUCUAAGGAGACCAUCAGAUGGAGGGAAACCGAACUAGACUUCCAGCCAACUAAUCAGGCCACUUGUCAAGCAUGGACAAAAGCCACUGACUACUCCAGCAGCCAUCCUCUUAGCAACCUGCAUAGCACCAGCCUUGUUAUCAAUGAUCUUGUAGACGAUGAGCAUGCAAAGCAAGAUAGCAAGGGCCCAGAGAAGCCCGGCCUCUCCCAGAACCCCCCACUGCAAUCUGAAUUGUCCUGUAUUCCCAGAGUGUCUGUUAAAACAGCCCCCAAGGAAAUAUAUCUGAAAGGAAUGGUGGGAGAGGAUACAAAAAACCCUCAUCAACAAUCCAGUCACAAUGAGAGUGAAUGCAGAGCCCCUUCAGAGGAAGAAAUGACACCAACCGUUGGCAAGUACAUCAGUUCCCAGGACGCUGAGGACAGCAUCAAUCCAAAUGCUCAAGAAAAGUACAAUUGUGCCUCACCUCUAAACAAUGAAGUUCAAGCUAACCUGUCUUUGUUAGGGAAUGAUUUGCUGCUUCCUGCUCAAUCCACGCUACCGGCAAAACACCCAGACAUAUACUGCAUUGCAGACUUUGCAGAAGAAUUAGCAGAGACCAUUGUUUCCAUGGCAACUGAAAUAGCAGCGAUUUGCCUUGACAACUCCAAAGGAAAACAACCCUGGUUCUGUGCAUGGAAAAGAGGGAAUGAGUUUCUGGUUACCCCCAACGUAUCCUGCCGACCCUUGAAGAGGAAGAAAGAGAGCCAGGCCGGUGGGGCCCCUGUGAGGAAACACAAGCCACCGCGACUCAGCGAGAUCAAGAGGAAAACAGAUGAGCACCCGGAGCUUAAAGAGAAGCUGAUGAACAGGGUUGUGGACGAGUCGAUGAACCUUGAGGACGUCCCAGAUUCUGUAAAUAAUUUUGCAGACGAAGUGGCGGCCAAGAUCAUGAACCUCACAGAGUUCUGUAUGGUGGACGGUGUCUGGCAAGCCCAGAGCUACCCUCGGAGUCGGUUACUCAGUGGAGACAGGUGGAGCCGGCUGAAGGCCUCCAGCUGUGAGAGCAUUCCAGAGGAGGACCCCAACGCCAGGGCGUAUGUGAAUAGCCUGGGUUUAGCCAGUACCCUAAGCCAGCCAGCUAGCAGGGCCAGCUCCGUGUCCAAGCAGUCGAGCUGUGAGAGCAUCACGGAUGAGUUUUCCAGGUUCAUGGUGAACCAGAUGGAAAAUGAAGGAAGAGGGUUUGAGUUACUGCUGGAUUACUACGCAGGCAAGAAUGCCAGCAGUAUUCUGAACUCAGCUAUGCAACAGGCCUGCCGGAAAAAUGACCACCUCAGUGUGAGGCCAAGCUGUUCCUCAAAGCAAUCCAGCACCGAAAGCAUCACCGAGGAGUUCUACAGGUACAUGUUGAGGGACAUUGAACGAGAGAGCAAAGACGGCGCCUCCUCCGGACGAAGCAGCCAGGACUGGACGACUGGCUUGCUGUCGCCUUCUCUGCGAUCCCCGGUGUGUUACAGACAGUCAUCCAUGCCCAACAGCAGAUCCCUGGGCGCCAGGCUGAUGGUGAAUGUGCCCAUCAAAGCCAACUCCUUAGAUGGCUUUGCUCAAAACAGCCAGCAAGAUUUCCUCAGCGUGCAGCAGGUCGGUAGCGCUUCCUCGUCGGGUCUCUGCAAAUCUGACUCUUGCUUGUAUCGGAGAGGUGGGGCCGACCAGAUCACAAACAUGUUAAUUCACGAGACGUGGGCAAACUCAAUCGAAGCCCUCAUGCGGAAGAACAAAAUUAUAGUGGACGACGCCCGGGCAGCUGAUGCUGAGCCUGCUUCCGGUGGCUCUUCCUUGCAGGUGGAGGAGAGUGCGAGCAGAUUGGCUUCGAGCAGAGUGCAAAGUGGGCCAGCUCGGCUUGUUCAGGAGUCUGUUGAUUACCCAAGGAAAAACUCCAUUACUGAAAACAAACAUCCCCCAAUGUCGUCUCCAAGCAAAGCUGCGCCUCUUGCAAACCACAACAGUUUAGAUUCUAGAAAGGAAAAGUCCUCGUGCCAGGAUGCUGUCCUUCUAAGCCACACCAGGCAAUCACUUUGCUCAAGGGAAGUGCCUUUAAUUCAGAUCGAAACAGAUCAGAGGGAAGAAUGUGUUGGAGAACCUGAACACGUCCUUUCCAAACGCAGCCCCCUAGAGGAAGCAGAAGAGUGCUUGAAAGAAGAAAAGGUCCCACAUGUGGCGAGGGGUGGAGACACUACUGUGAGUUCCUGCCAAAACCCUAGCGACAGCAUUGAUGCCAGAGAUGUACCAGAGGCUGAAGUCUCAACAGAAGGCAGAGCCCCCGAUGAGUUCUCCAACCCUCCCGGCAGCAGUGGAGAGAGCACAGACAGCUGGUCCCAGCUCGUCAAUGAGGAAGACAACCCAGAUGACACCAGCAGCUUCCUGCAGCUCAGCGAGCGAUCCAUGAGCAAUGGCAACAGUAGUGCCACUAGCAGUCUUGGCAUUAUGGACCUGGACAUUUAUCAGGAAAGCAUGCCAUCUUCUCCCAUGAUUAAUGAAUUAGUAGAAGAAAACGAGAUUCUUAAAGGACAGUCAGAAAACAUAGAGGAACGUGCCUCUGGAAUGCCAGUGGGAACAGCCAGCCGCCAGGGGAGCCUGCUGGUGAUCAACUUUGACCUGGAGCCAGAAUGUCCUGACACUGAGCUUCGAGCCACUCUGCAGUGGAUAGCUGCCUCUGAACUCGGGAUCUCCACUAUCUACUUUAAGAAAUCUCAAGAAAACAGAAUCGAAAAGUUUCUAGAUGUCAUGCAGCUGGUUCAUCAGAAGUCCUGGAAAGUGGGAGAUAUCUUUCAUGCAGUUGUUCAGUACUGCAAAAUGCAUGAGGAACAGAAGGAUGGGACCCCGAGUCUCUUUGACUGGCUCUUGGAACUGGGAUAAGGCAGCGAUGCCUUUAGAGUACCCCUUUCCUUCAUUCCAGCUUAGAUUACAGUGGUUUGCGCUAAACUUUCUCAAAACAUCACAUCACAUUAGCAGAGCUAUGAAAAAAUCUGCUGUUCAAGUCUGCUGCACAUAGAAUAAAUCUGAGGAAAAGCAAAAUAUCAGUCUAUACAAAUCAAUACAACCGGUGGGUGAGUUCAAAGGAGCUUGUAUUAGAAUGGCUGGAAAAAACAGAAUGUUAAUGGGCCAAAUGAAAAACUUAUAACUAGGCCCAAACUCCAGGAAAGUUGCACUUACAUAUUUUUAAUAAUAUAAAAUGUUAUGUAAUGUCUCCAAUUAUGUGAAUCAACUGGAAACAAAGUCACUGGUCAAAAUCAUUUUAUAAACUCUGCUGUAAUGUUUAUUUUACUUUUUUGAGCAGAUUAAGGGGUCUGUCAGCCCAGGUAAAUACUUAAGAUAUGGGCAAGACAUUUCCAAAACUUUGAUAUAAAAGCUUUCCAGUUUCAGACCGUUAUCAGUGGUUAUUAACAGAAAUACAAGAGUAUAUCAAUGUCCUCUACCAGGUGAUUUCAUUUAUCCACUACAGCCCACUGAUAAAUAUUCCACAUCUCCCAACAAUAUCUGGGUUCCUAGCUAAUCAGAAAACUAUUGGUGUUCAGCUGAGAGAGAGAAAGAUCAAAGAUUGUUUUGUUUCCUUCUAUAUAUUACAUGAGUAAAAUGAUUACAGAACUCUUACCCAAAAGGAAGAAGCUUUCUUACAAAAGAGCAUCUUUUGAGAUAAAAUCUGCUUGUAUAUUAAAUUAUAUAAAAUAUAAACUUUCAUUUUAUUUUUAUUGUAAAUUAUGAAGAGAUUGUUAUCUUAAAUAAUAUAUUGAGUUAGCCUUAGAGGUUCAUAAAAUAUGAAGAGAUUAUUGUCUUAAGUCGUAUAUUGACUCUUGAGCUCUGUGGUUUCAUUAUAAGAGUACCCAUAUGGCAGACUUGUUAGUCUUAUGACAUUUAUAAUGAUGGAUGCAGGAUUUGACAUAACCAGUUAGGAUCAUAAACUUCCUGAUUUAAGGAUACUAGCAUUUAAUUUGAGAAAAAUAAAAUAUUAUCACAUUUAAGUAUUUUAAAAACAGGGAUUUACUCUUUUGAAAAAUAAAGGUAUCUAACUUCUCCCCAGUAAGUCUUCUUUCCCUUCAACUGAAUGAGCUAGACUGGCUUUUAUUUUCUUGAUCAAAGAAAGUGUUUAUUAAAGAUUUCCUGAGAUACUAUGCUCUUACACUAUUUUUAAGCUUGUGAAGUAAUUUUAAAUGUGAACAAGACCCCACACCAUCAGUGCUGGCCUUGUGUGUCAUCCACAUUGACAAGAAAUUGACAUUUCUUGAAAUGUCAAGAAAGCUUCAUUGGAAGCUCUACUUCCUCCAUACCACCCACCCCAGGAAUCCUUUCCAGGACUGUUUAGGCAUUUAUUAUUAAAAAUAGUCCAAAUUUAGGUUGUAUGUUUAAUUUGACACAUUAAACAAAUGUCAAAUUUUAACAUUUAUCCACCAUCUCAAACUGAAAGUUCUUCAUGGUACUAAAUGGAAAAGGAUAUGUUUAUUUUUUACACAACCCCAGAAUAUUGUGUGUAGAUUUUUGUUGUGUUCAACUGAAUGUUUACUUAUCCUACAAAGCACAAAUACUGAAUUGUAAUCAUGUGAUGAAAUUAUAUUUGUUGUACCUAAUGUUGCAAACUAAUCAAUAAAUUU
Messenger RNA from Balaenoptera musculus (blue whale), 7227 nucleotides. RefSeq names its product SPHK1 interactor, AKAP domain containing (gene SPHKAP). Gene Ontology annotation, cellular component: cytoplasm. Gene Ontology annotation, molecular function: protein kinase A binding. NCBI's taxonomy places the organism in Eukaryota, Metazoa, Chordata, Mammalia, Artiodactyla, Balaenopteridae. The coding region runs from base 377 to 5497 and encodes 1706 amino acids. The transcript is spliced from 12 exons. The record is from RefSeq and is a predicted model, not a curated record.